This is a messenger RNA of Ananas comosus (pineapple), 800 nucleotides long. RefSeq names its product late embryogenesis abundant protein Lea5-like. The record is from RefSeq and is a predicted model, not a curated record. The coding region runs from base 94 to 390 and encodes 98 amino acids. The transcript has 2 exons. Gene Ontology annotation, cellular component: mitochondrion. NCBI's taxonomy places the organism in Eukaryota, Viridiplantae, Streptophyta, Magnoliopsida, Poales, Bromeliaceae. Gene Ontology annotation, biological process: response to stress.
ACAAAAACCUCCGAUUCCAAAUCCACGAGAGAAAGAGAAAGAAUCGGAGCCAUUCAUCGACUCGCCGAUCGUAGCUGUUUCGAUAUCGAUCCGAUGGCCCGUGCUCUGUUCAAUCCCCGCCUCGUCGUCGCUUCCCUCGCCGAGGGUGCCGCCCUUGUAUCGCGCAGAUAUGCUGCUGCUGCAGCCGCGGCGGAAGCGGGGGUGAAAGUUAGGGCAGCGGAGGAUAAGGCGGUGGCGGUGGUGAUAGGGAGGAAGGCGGAGUCGGCGGCCGCAGAAGCGGCAUGGGUGCCGGAUCCGGUGACCGGGUACUACCGGCCCGGGAACCGGGCGGUGGCCGUCGAUGCGGCGGAGAUGAGGGAGAUGUUUCUCCCUCGAAGGGCCCGCGAAUAGAUCCCCACGCAAAAUCCUUUAUUAGCCUUCUUUGGUUGUUAGGCCCAGUUUGAAAAUACCUUGUCCAAAACUCCAAACACAUCAAUAUCAAUAUAUUAAAAAUUUUCGUACUAAAUUUCGAUACAACUUUGCAACUGUCGUGAUCUCUAGAGUAUUAAAAUGGAUACUUUUUUUGGACAACUUAUUUUCAAACUUUAUCCGGUAAUUGGAGUGAGAUGAUUAUUGACAUUUGGGUGGGAAUUAUGAUUUUUAGAGAUAAGUAGUGGGAAACGAUAUAUUAUCAAUAUAAUAUUUACUAUUAUCAGCGCAAAAUGUUCGUGUACUAAAACCGGUGCUACAAAUAGAAGAUUAUUUCGGAGAUCAUCCACAUAUGAAUUCUAAGAACAGAAGCUCUCAUUUUCUAAUUUUCA